AGUGCUGUCUCGGGCUAUAAACAGUUAUAUGAAUGAGAGUCGCGUCGCUCCCGACUCCCCGGCCGCCACACGCGCCGCCAGACCCAGACCGUGUUCUGCAGCCGCCCGCACCAUGCGUGCUCUUUCCCACACUAAUUUAAACUAAACAAAUGCACUAGAGUUUUUUUCGAAACACGCAACGCGAGAUAUUUUAUAAGCGAACAACGAACUAUGUUACAGAGUGGAUCAUAUUAUGGAUAAAUGUGAAAGUGCUCAAAGUGAACUUUCUAAUUUAAGUUAAGCUAUUGAAAUGUGGUCCUUGGUGUACACUUGGUGGUAUACAUGAGUAUAAGAGAUAAGGUAAUGCAAGGAGAGCUACAGAAGGUGUUGCUAGUUGCGACGCUAGCACUCGGGUCUGUGGUGGGUGAGAGCGUGUGCAAGCACAGGCACACCUGGUGGGACCGACAGAGGCAGGCGUGCGUGCCCUGCACGCCCUGCGACCGCGCCAGGAACCUUGUCGUCCGGUACCCCUGCGAGGUGUACCGCGACACCGUCUGCCAGACUUUACACAUUCUAGACAAUGAUACCCAGGACAGUGAAAGUGAUUAUGAAUAUUAUGAUGCGGACGUGGAAGUGAGUGACAGUGAGCCGUGGGACCUGCAGACGUCGACGUUGGCUCUAGCCGUGAGCGGGUGUGUCGUGUUCUUUGUGGUCGUGCUGUCAUUGUGGCUGUAUCAUGCGAAACAGAUGAGGAUCAUCAAACGAGCACUUGAGUCAGAUAUGCAGGAGUUUUCCGCGAAGCUGAGGCUAAUGGAAGCAGGAGACGCGGCGGUCGAACCAGUCGCGCCCACGGACCACCACAUCUACUGCAACAUUCACGUCGGGAAGGACGCUCUACUUGGUCGCACGUCGACAAAAAAAAGCAAUGUCUACACACAAGAGAAACACUAGCGUCUAGCGUGCAUGUCACCGACAGAUAAUGGACAACAAUAAAGUCUCCAUCAUCCAACAUGGAACCUCGCACUAGGAGAUAAGAAAAUCUCGAUAGAACUGCAAGUUUACAGUUUAAUUAAAAAUCAGUAUAGUUUUUUAAA
Messenger RNA from Cydia pomonella (codling moth), 1073 nucleotides. RefSeq names its product tumor necrosis factor receptor superfamily member wengen-like. Lineage: Eukaryota; Metazoa; Arthropoda; Insecta; Lepidoptera; Tortricidae. The coding region runs from base 322 to 930 and encodes 202 amino acids. The transcript is spliced from 4 exons. The record is from RefSeq and is a predicted model, not a curated record.